Umbelopsis ramanniana AG is the source of this 1506-nucleotide messenger RNA. RefSeq lists its product as uncharacterized. The coding region runs from base 352 to 1338 and encodes 328 amino acids. The transcript is spliced from 6 exons. Gene Ontology annotation, molecular function: pyrroline-5-carboxylate reductase activity. Gene Ontology annotation, biological process: L-proline biosynthetic process. Lineage: Eukaryota; Fungi; Mucoromycota; Umbelopsidomycetes; Umbelopsidales; Umbelopsidaceae. The record is from RefSeq and is a predicted model, not a curated record.
GCAGGACGACCCGACCUUGCAUACAAUCAGGAAGAAGAGUAUGCAAUAGAAGAGGACGACGGUGACGACGCACCCCUUGCUACCUUGAUACCAAAGACUAACUCCACGACAAAAGGUCUCAAGAAGGAUUAGCAGAUGUUUUCAUAUAUUUUGUCAUAAUAUUGUAGUUCAAUUGCACGUAUUUUUUUUCGGUUUUCAUUAAUGGUAUUGAUUGUUGUGGCAAUUUAGCCUUUUGGUGGUCAAGACGCAUUGGAUGGAAAUUCACGCGUAUCGAAAGUGGAGGCUGUUCUACUUGCAAGAUACCACGAUUCUUCUAUACCACAUCAUUGAGGCGUUCUUACUUCUGGACAUAUGAAUCGACUACCGUUUACUCAGGGAAGCAAGCUGCAGCCACAUUGCCGCAUUAGAAAAUGCAAUUUUUUCCAUGGUGCGUCUUCUGUCAACGAUACGUUCUUCCCUUUACACUGUAAAAUGUCUUUCUCCUCGUCAAAACGUCCAGUAUUAGCCGUAUUGGGCUGUGGCACUAUGGGUGUUGCCAUUUUGAAAGGAAUUCACGACACUUUGGAUGGAGGAUGCCAAGAGGAACUAUUUCCCAACAAGUUCCUAGUAACAUGUUCUCGGCAAGAAUCUAAAGCUCGAUUGACUAAAACAUUCGAGCGUAACGAUACAGAAGUUCAUUGUGGCGAUAAUGUUCACGUCGCAGAGGUUUCAGACAUUGUACUCUUGUGUUGUAAGCCUCAAGGCUCGAAGGCUAUCUUGACACUUCCGGGUAUGAAAGAGGCUCUUAAAAACAAAUGUUUAAUCAGCAUUUGCGCUGGUGUGACUAUUCUUCAAAUGCAAGAUUGGCUGGAUCCAAGUACACACGUUAUGCGAGCUAUGCCCAACACACCAUGCAAAAUUCGCCAGGGUAUGACCGUAUUGAGUCCAGCAUCCAAUGUUGAUCAAGUAUACCAGCAAUUGGCUUUUAACAUGUUUUCGACAUUGGGACGAUGCAGAGUACUGGAGGAGAAGCAUAUGGACGCUGUCACAGCAUUGUCAGGCUCAGGUCCAGCGUUUGGGUGUGUAAUUUUGGAGGCAUUCGCUGAUGGUGGUGUCAUGAUGGGUUUACCUAGAGACGUUGCUAUUGAACUAGCGGCACAAGCUAUGAAUGGAGCAGCUAGAAUGGUAUUGGAAACUGGUGCUCAUCCCGCCGAAAUCAAAGAUGGUGUUACAACACCAGCAGGUUCAACGAUAGCGGGAUUACUUACCAUGGAGGAUGGAAAAAUUCGGUCCACUUUGGCCAGAACUAUCCAAGAAGCGACUAAUGUCGCCAGCACCUUGGGCCGAAAGCAGUCCUAAACCGUUGUGAAGUCCAGGGGAUUGCCGUUGACCAACCGGAUGCAAGAUUACAGUAUGUCUCUGGUAUUUCUUUUUUAACGGCGGCUACUUGCUCGGCAAUCGAAUGACAAUAAAAAAAAAAUUGAUGUUAGCGUCAAAUGAGACCACGUCUUUUACCCUCCUAUGAUU